AUGGUCCAACCCGAGCCUGCACCUGCCGGCCCAGCUCCAGCUCCAUCUUACAACCCUCAGACUUCGGUCACAUCCUCUCCUUCGGCUUCGCUUUACGUUGGCGAACUUGACCCUACCGUCACGGAAGCCAUGUUGUUUGAGAUCUUCAAUAUGAUCGGUCCGGUUGCAAGCAUCCGUGUCUGCCGUGACGCGGUGACGCGUCGUUCCCUCGGAUACGCGUACGUCAAUUAUCUAAACACCAGCGAUGGUGAGCGUGCCCUGGAGCAACUCAAUUACUCGCUUAUUAAGAACCGUGCAUGCCGCAUUAUGUGGUCCCAGCGUGAUCCUGCCUUGCGCAAAACUGGUCAAGGCAAUAUCUUUAUCAAGAAUCUUGAUGAGGCCAUCGACAACAAAGCUCUUCAUGACACGUUUGCUGCCUUCGGCAACGUUUUGUCGUGCAAGGUUGCCACUGACGAGCAGGGUCGCUCGAAGGGCUAUGGUUUUGUUCAUUAUGAGACUGCCGAAGCUGCCGACACUGCCAUCAAAGCUGUCAAUGGCAUGCUCUUGAACGACAAGAAGGUGUACGUCGGUCACCACAUUUCUCGCAAGGAACGUCAAUCCAAGCUCGACGAGAUGAAGGCCCAAUUCACCAAUUUGUAUAUUAAGAACCUUGACCUCGAGGUCACCCAAGAAGAGUUCGAGGAGCUCUUCAACCGAUAUGGUAGCGUGACUUCCGCAGUCAUCCAGGUCGAUGACGAGGGCAAGAGCAAGGGUUUCGGCUUCGUCAAUUAUGAGUUGCACGAUGAAGCCCAGAGAGCUGUUGACAAUCUUCACGACACGGAGAUCAACGGCAAGAAACUCUUCGUCUCCCGUGCCCAGAAGAAGGCCGAGCGUGAGGAGGAGUUGCGUAGGUCUUACGAGCAGGCCAAGAUGGAGAAGCUCAGCAAGUACGCGGGUGUCAACCUUUACAUCAAGAACUUGGAGGAUGACGUCGAUGAUGAGAAGCUCCGCGCCGAGUUCGAACCUUUCGGUACCAUCACUAGUUGCAAGGUCAUGCGUGACGAGAAGAAUACUUCGAAGGGCUUUGGAUUUGUGUGCUUUUCAUCUCCCGACGAGGCUACCAAAGCAGUCGCAGAGAUGAACAACAAGAUGAUUGGAUCAAAGCCAUUGUACGUCUCUCUUGCUCAACGCCGCGAGGUUCGCAGGCAGCAACUGGAAAGCCAGAUUGCGCAGCGGAACCAGAUCCGCAUGCAACAGGCUGCGGCUGCUGGAAUGCCAGGGCCUGCUUAUAUGGGUGCUCCCCUCUACUACCCCGGGCCUGGCGGUUUCCCUCCUCAGGGUCGCAACAUGAUGGGUUAUGGCCAACCUGGUAUGAUGCCCCCACGUCCUCGCUACCCUCCUAGCAACGGCCAAGCCCCUACCGGUAUACCCAUGCCUGCUUACGGUGCACCUCCUCAGUUCGGCAUGCCUGGUUAUUCGCGUGGAGGUCCUCGUCCUCCCGUUGCUCGUGGACCUGCUUCGUCCCCCACUAAUCCUAACGUUCCCCUGCCUCGUGCCAACGGACCUCCAGCCAAUGGCGCUAUUCCUCGCCCUGGUCCUCCCCAGAGCGGUGCACCUCCCUCUCGUCCUCCUGGUGCUCCUGUUCCUGGCGCUCGCAGCCAGCAACAGUACAAGCUCAAUCCUCAGACUCGCAAUGCUGUUGCCGCUCCAGGUCCAGUUACUUCUCCCCCAACAAGCGCGGCUCAUCCGCAGGCCGACGCCAUCCAGGCUGCCAUGGCUAAUGCAUCUCCUAUGGAGCAGAAGCAGAUGCUCGGCGAGAUCAUUUACAUGAAUAUUCUGACUUCCCAACCUGACUUGGCUGGCAAGAUUACUGGCAUGUUGCUCGAGAUGGACAACUCAGAGCUCUUCCACCUCCUUCAAUCCACCGAUGCUAUGACUGCCAAGGUCAACGAGGCCCUCGCUGUGCUCCACGAUUUCUCAAAGGAGGAAGCUUGA
This is a messenger RNA of Suillus subaureus, 1974 nucleotides long. RefSeq lists its product as uncharacterized. Gene Ontology annotation, molecular function: RNA binding. Gene Ontology annotation, cellular component: ribonucleoprotein complex. The coding region runs from base 1 to 1974 and encodes 657 amino acids. Lineage: Eukaryota; Fungi; Basidiomycota; Agaricomycetes; Boletales; Suillaceae. The record is from RefSeq and is a predicted model, not a curated record. The transcript is spliced from 7 exons.